Molecule: messenger RNA, 183 nt
Organism: Cokeromyces recurvatus
Lineage: Eukaryota; Fungi; Mucoromycota; Mucoromycetes; Mucorales; Mucoraceae
Exons: 1
Source: RefSeq, a predicted model, not a curated record
CUUGGUUGGCUCCCCGGUGGCAAGCCGCAACAUUGUGUCUUCCACUCAGACUCAAGGCUUACUUGGGACCAUGCUAUUAUCUGCUUCAACAUGCAUAGCCACUUUCAAAUGCCACACACCAUCCUCAACCCUCUUUCUUUCGUCCUGAACAGGCUCCCUUCCUGCAUUUGGUCCAUCCAUUAG